Messenger RNA from Symbiodinium pilosum, 1208 nucleotides. Lineage: Eukaryota; Dinophyceae; Suessiales; Symbiodiniaceae. The record is from the annotation of a GenBank genome assembly.
AUGCGAGAUGGGAAGCCAGUGGCCAGAGGUCAAUGGGAGGACGGAGCAGUGGCAUACAACCGGGCAACGUAUGCCUGCGCAAAGAGUGACGCGUGGGAGCAGGCUCUUCAAGUGCUGUCAGCAGCCUCCGAGAAGCAAGUACGGAGCUACGCCAUAACAUACAAUGCCGCGAUCAGUGCAUGUGAGCGGCAAGAGGAGUGGCUGCAGAGUCUCUCUUUGCUUUCCAUGGCCCAUGAACAACUCGUGGACAUGGAUCUUGGAGGCUAUAACAUGGCCAUGUCUGCCUGCACCAAGUGCAGCCACUGGGAGCAAGCCUUGGACUUAAGCCAAGUGCUGCAGAGGCAAAGGCUGCAUGGAGAUGCCAUUACACUCCAGCUUACUGUGAAGGCUGCCGAGCAGGGGUGCGUCUCAGAGAUGAUGGCAAGACGGCUGGAAUGCAGUGGCAUGACGUGUGGUGCAGCUGUCAGCACGUGCGCAUCCCAAGCUCAGUGGCAAGGUGCGCUACAUUUGCUAGAAAUGCCAGAAGUUGAAGAACAGCAUUCUGUCAUCACGCUGACCAAAGCCAUCUCCGCCUGCGCUAGAAGCUUGCGCUGGGAGCUUGCCCUUGCAGUAGGCCAGGGCCAGGGCCAACAGGGCCAGAAGGGCGAGGACCCACUGGCAGGGCAACCGGACUUGCUGCUCUACACCACCUGGAUGAAUGCCUUGGAGCGGGGCGCGGAGCACGGGGCAGCCUGGCGGCAGGCCGUUUUACUUCUGGAUGGCUUAGUCCAGGGCGGCUUGGAUCCAGAUCCUCUGAUCUGGUCGGUCUUCGUCAAAAUUUGCGAGGAUGCUGGGCAACCAGCGCUCUCCUUCUUGACGCAGAUGGACAGCCAAGAUGGUGAUGAUGGCAUGCUCAUACUCACUGUGAAAGCGAUGGGAGAGGAGAGUGGCAGCGGGUCCUUCAGCUACUUGACCGAAGUCAGAACGGCACAGCUGAGAAAGCGGUCGAUACAGCGGGACCAGUUCACCUACGCAACAGCAAUCGAUGCCUGUUCUGGAACAUCUGCUGUUGCGCUGCUGGACCAGCUCGAGGCUGAAAGCUCACAGCUUGGCUCGGUGGUUUACACCAGCGCCAUGCGAGCAAAUCUCAUCACAUUCAACACGCUGCUGGAUGCGUGUGGGAAUGGUGGGCAGUGGGAGGGUGCAUUGCAAGUUCUUGGCCAACUGCG